Corythoichthys intestinalis (scribbled pipefish) is the source of this 1453-nucleotide messenger RNA. RefSeq names its product Ras-related GTP binding A (gene rraga). Gene Ontology annotation, biological process: negative regulation of autophagy; cellular response to starvation. Lineage: Eukaryota; Metazoa; Chordata; Actinopteri; Syngnathiformes; Syngnathidae. Bases 180 to 1208 code for a protein of 342 amino acids. Gene Ontology annotation, cellular component: nucleus; Gtr1-Gtr2 GTPase complex; lysosome. The record is from RefSeq and is a predicted model, not a curated record. Gene Ontology annotation, molecular function: GTPase activity; GTP binding. The transcript is spliced from 10 exons.
CAUGUGACAUCAUGUGACUGUGGCGUAAACAGGAAGCAGCUGAUUCUUAACUCUUGUCCAACUCAUCAAGUAAUGUACACGACUACGCUCUUUCACGCCAAAAACUUUAUGUCUACUCUUGGUUGAAGACGAGUAAACCUUCUCUCCAGUUUGGUGAAAAUGAACACGUAAGUGCCAAAAUGUGUGUGCCUCAGCUGAGAGCUGCGUACGAGAAGUCAUCUGAUCCCUCCGUAAACUUCCAUCGUGUCUUCUUAAGGGGGAUGUCCAGCUCAGCCAUGAAGAAAAAGGUGUUAUUGAUGGGAAAAAGCGGGUCCGGGAAGACCAGUAUGAGAUCAAUCAUCUUUGCCAAUUAUAUUGCUCGAGACACACGUCGCCUCGGAGCAACAAUUGACGUGGAGCACUCCCACGUACGAUUCCUCGGCAAUCUCGUCUUGAAUCUUUGGGAUUGUGGAGGACAGGACACUUUCAUGGAGAACUACUUCACCAGCCAAAGGGACAACAUUUUUCGCAACGUGGAGGUGCUUAUUUAUGUUUUCGACGUGGAGAGCCGCGAGCUAGAGAAAGACAUGCAUUACUACCAGUCGUGUCUGGAAGCCAUCCUGCAGAAUUCCCCUGACGCCAAAGUCUUCUGUCUCGUGCACAAAAUGGAUCUGGUGCAGGAGGACCAGAGAGACUUGAUUUUUAAGGAACGUGAGGAAGACUUAAAGAGACUGUCUCGGCCUUUAGCGUGCACGUGCUUCAGGACGUCCAUCUGGGAUGAAACCCUGUACAAGGCGUGGUCCAGCAUUGUGUACCAGCUAAUCCCCAACGUUCAGCAACUGGAGACCAAUUUGAGGAAUUUUGCGCAGAUCAUCGAGGCGGAUGAAGUCCUUCUCUUUGAGAGAGCCACUUUCCUGGUGAUCUCCCACUACCAGUGCAAAGAGCAGCGGGACGCUCACCGCUUUGAGAAGAUCAGUAAUAUUAUCAAACAGUUCAAACUCAGCUGUAGUAAACUGGCAGCCUCUUUCCAGAGCAUGGAAGUGAGGAACUCCAACUUUGCGGCCUUUAUUGACGUCUUCACCUCCAACACAUAUGUCAUGGUUAUCAUGUCUGACCCGUCUAUUCCCUCUGCGGCCACCCUCAUCAAUAUCCGUAAUGCUAGGAAACACUUUGAGAAGUUGGAACGAGUGGACGGACCCAAACACAGUCUGCACAUGCGAAUGCGCUAGCCGCCGUCUUCUCAACCAAUCAGCGCCCGGAUCCUCGCCUCACUUGUUGUACCCUCACGUUCAAUCAGACAAAAAUAGGAGGAUUUUCUUUCUCGUUUGUCCGCCUGUCAUCCAGUAAAGAAUGAAACCGUGUGUUUACUUUGAAGGGAAUAAUGUACCUCGCUGUUGUAUACCCAAGACCCCAGUGAUCAGGGGGUUCUUUUUUUCUUUGAAAGAUACAAGCAAUAUACUUUUAUUCAGAAUGA